Molecule: messenger RNA, 906 nt
Organism: Tripterygium wilfordii
Lineage: Eukaryota; Viridiplantae; Streptophyta; Magnoliopsida; Celastrales; Celastraceae
Product: myb-related protein 308-like
Exons: 4
Coding region: 1-816 (271 amino acids)
Source: RefSeq, a predicted model, not a curated record
AUGAGGACUCCUCGAUUCUGUGACAAGACCAAGGUGAGGAAGGGUACAUGGACACCUGAGGAAGACAAAAGACUGUCGGCUUUUGUUACCUCGAACGGUUGUUGGAAUUGGCGCCAACUUCCAAAACAUGCUGGGCUAUUAAGGUGUGGGAAGAGCUGUAGAUUGAGAUGGAUGAAUUAUUUAAGGCCAAACAUCAGAAGAGGAAACUAUACCAAAGAGGAAGAUGAAACCAUAAUUACCUUACACAAAUCGAUGGGGAAUAGAUGGUCUGCAAUUGCUGCUCAAUUACGUGGAAGAACCGACAACGAUAUCAAAAACUACUGGCACAGCCACCUCAAGAAACUUGUGGAAGACGAGACUAUUACACUUGCUCAUGCGACGAUUCAGAACUCGAAUCAUGAUGAGCUUUCAAAUAUCGAAACAAAGCAAGAAGAAAUAUCACACCAAGUUAAUAAUGACCUAGUUAAACUCGAGACUGAUCAAAUAAUCGUUGAAAACUCAUCAGUGAUCCAGUUGCCAAGUUACGAGGUUUCUUCUAUGGCGGAUGCAAAUGUUGGAGUUGAAGUUCCUACCAGUGUCGAUCACCUUCUUUUACACCAAGAAGAAGACCGCAUUGUUCAUGAUCUGCAGGUUCUAGAGAUGGAACCUAUGUCCACGCCUGAAAACUCGAAUAAUUACUUGGCAGCAUAUUUGCUUGAUCCGUCAAAUGUGCCUCAAUCCCCUUACUUUGAUGUUGAGCUCUUGUGCCCUUAUAAUUCUAACCGGCAAGAGCAAGAUGAUGAUGAACUUGACUUCAAAAACUUGUCUUUGUGGUGAAACAAGGCAUAAUUACAUUGCUUUUUCAGCAAAUUGCGAGGAUUUUGCAGGUUUCUUUUCUCUGGAUUUCUAUCUUCUCCAUCUGUCGCG